Molecule: messenger RNA, 600 nt
Organism: Hyaloscypha bicolor E
Lineage: Eukaryota; Fungi; Ascomycota; Leotiomycetes; Helotiales; Hyaloscyphaceae
Exons: 1
Coding region: 1-600 (199 amino acids)
Source: RefSeq, a predicted model, not a curated record
AUGUCUGACACUCAGAUGACGAACACUGAGGAGGAUCGGGCGAAGGGCAACACCCGUCAAGAACCUGCACGAAGACAAAACACUAUUCCUGAAGAGCCUGCUCAUCCAUGGCCUCUCGAAUAUCCCCGAACUCCAGAUGGCAGGCAGCUGCAACCAAAAAAUCUCACUCCAAAGUCCAAAGCAGCCUAUCCUCAAGUCAAGGAGCAAACAACACCAACUCGAGCUCAUUCCAGCCAUCGCCGCACCGAUUCCGGGUAUGGAUCGGUGAAUGUUUCAAGAGAUAUCACACCCCAGCAAUAUGGCGACAAUUCAGUGGGCCUUGGUCUAGAAGACCUCAACUUGAACUUACUAAACACACCAAUGCGAGAACCUCGCAGAGACCGAAACAAGGGUAGUCGCUCUACCAGUCCGAAAUGCCCUUCCCUCAAUAGGAGCAGACUCCAAAGCGGGUUCUAUCGCUCACGUUCGCCUACUCAAGCUCGUCGAUUUAUUCAGGGUCCUCUUAUCGUGUCCUCUCCCCACGCAUCGGAAAUCCCACCUGGUUGUCGCGACCUGGACGAUGAUGCUGUUGAGAUUCCAACCAAGUCCAAGUCGUUGUAG